AUGAGCUGGAAGUUGGCACUGACAUGGACACUCCUGGUUGGUCCAUGGGGCCAUGAAGGUGCCCCGAGCUCCAUUUCUUGGGAAGUACAACGAUUCGACGGCUGGUACAACAAUCUUGCAGAACACAGAUGGGGCAGCAAGGGCUCCCGGCUACGGCGUCUGGUACCUGCCACUUAUGCGGAUGGUGUGUUCCGGCCCUUGGACGAACCGCACCUGCCCAAUCCUCGCAAUCUCAGCAACGCCGCGAUGCGGGGUGCGGCAGGGCAGCCCUCCUUCCGCAAUCGAACGGUGCUAGGGGUCUUCUUUGGGUACCAUGUACUCUCAGAUAUGGUCAGUGUGGAGCGGACAGGCUGUCCUACUGAGUUCUUGAAUAUCCGUGUCCCAGCUGGGGACCCAGUGUUUGACCCCAGUAACAAGGGGGAUGUGGUGCUCCCGUUCCAGAGAAGCCAGUGGGACCCAGACACUGGACAGAGUCCAAGCAACCCCCGGGACCAGACGAAUGAGGUGACCGGCUGGCUAGACGGCAGUGCCAUCUAUGGUUCUUCUCACUCCUGGAGUGAUGCAUUGAGGAGCUUCUCUGGUGGGGAGCUGGCAUCAGGGCCAGACCCUGCUUUCCCCAGGGACACUCAUGGAUCCUUCCUCAUGUGGACAGCACCAGACCCUUCCACUGGGCAGCGUGGCCCCCAAGGGCUAUAUGCCUUUGGGGCCGAGAGAGGGAACCAAAACCCAUUUCUACAGGCGCUGGGUCUCCUCUGGUUCCGAUACCACAACCUGUGGGCUCAGAGGCUGGCCCGGGAGCACCCGACCUGGGGAGACGAGGAGCUGUUCCAGCAUGCCCGAAAGAGGGUCAUCGCCACCUACCAGAACAUUGUUCUGUAUGAGUGGCUGCCCAGUUUCCUACAAAAGAAGACCCCAGAAUAUAAAGGGUAUCGAUCGUUUCUGGAUCCCAGCAUCUCCCCUGAGUUCCUGGCAGCCUCCAAGCAACUCUUCUCCACUAUGGUGCCCCCUGGUGUCUACAUGAGAAACUCCAGCUGCCAUUUUCAGGAGGUCACCAGUGGGAAGUCAGGAGUCUUCCCAGCUCUCAGGGUCUGCAACAGCUACUGGAAUCGAGAGAACCCAAACCUGCAUAGUGCCCGAGGAGUGGAUGCACUGCUUCUGGGCAUGGCCUCCCAGAUUGCUGAGAGAGAGGAUCAUGUGGUAGUGGAGGAUAUGAGAGAUUUCUGGCCAGGGCCACUGAAAUUCUCUCGUACUGACUACUCAGCGAGCUGGCUACAACGAGGACGAGACCUGGGACUGCCCUCUUACAACCAGGCUAGGGUAGCCCUGGGAUUAACCCCAGUCACCCGGUGGGAAGACAUCAACCCUGAACUUUCCCAGAGGAAUGGCAUUGUCCUGGAGGCAACGGCAUCCAUGUACCACCAUGACCUGUCCCGGCUAGAGCUGCUUGCUGGGGGGUUGCUGGAGUGCCGGGGGGAUCCUGGGCCCCUCUUCACUGCCAUCAUCCUUGAUCAGUUUAUGCGGCUUCGAGAUGGAGACCGAUACUGGUUUGAAAACACUAGGAAUGGUUUGUUCUCCAAGGAAGAGGUGGCCAAGAUACGAAACACCUCCUUCCGUGAUGUCUUGGUUGAUGUUACCAGUGUGGGCCUGGGUGCCCUGCAGCCCAAAGUCUUUAUCUGGAAAGAGGGAGACCCCUGCCCACAACCUCAGCAGAUCACAACUGAAGACUUGCCCAGCUGCGUACCCCUGGUGGUGCUCGACUAUUUCAAAGGCAGUGGCUUUGGAUUCGGUAUCACAAUUGGGGCCCUCUGCUGCUUCCCAUUGGUCAGCCUGCUGAGUGCCUGGAUUGUUGCUCGACUCCGAAAAAGGAAUUUCAAGAGGCUUCAGGUCCAGGAACGACACAGCAUCAUGUCUGAGAAAUUCGUGGAGGGUGUGGAAGCCAUUGAAUGGCAGGGCAAGAAAGAGCCCUGCCGGCCUGUGCUGCUGAAUCUCCAGCCUGGGUAUCUUCAAGUACUGGAUGGCCGGCUCUCACUGCUCCGUGUCAUCCAGUUCCGGGACUCCCAGAAGAUAAACUUCAUCCAGUCCAACAACCGGGGCCGAAGGGCACUUCUACUCAAGAUUCCCAAGGAGUAUGACCUGCUGUUGUUGUUUAACCUAGAAGAGGAUCGGCAGACCUUUGUUCUCAGUCUUCGGGAGGUCCUGAAGAGCAAUGGGCUCACUUUCCAGGAGUGGGAGCUUCGAGAGCAAGAAAUGAUGAGGACGGCUAUAACUAGGAUGCGUCGAAGCCACAUCUUGGAGACCUUCUUCAGACAUCUCUUCUCCCAGGUGCUGGACAUUGAAAAGGCAGAUGCGGGGAGCCUGCCCCUGGACUCAUCUGAGAAGGUUCAGGAGGCCCUGGCCUGUGAGCUGAGCAGGGCAGAAUUUGCAGAGUCCCUUGGCCUCAAACCUCAGGCCAUGUUUGUAGAGUCCAUGUUCUCUCUGGCUGACAAAGAUGGCAAUGGCUAUUUAUCCUUCCGAGAAUUCCUGGACAUCCUGGUGGUCUUCAUGAAAGGCUCCCCCGAGGAGAAGUCGCGUCUCAUGUUCCGGAUGUACGACUUUGAUGGUAACGGGCUCAUUUCCAAGGAGGAGUUUAUCAGGAUGCUUAGGUCCUUCAUCGAGAUUUCCAACAACUGCCUGUCCAAGGCCCAGCUGGCUGAGGUGGUGGAGUCCAUGUUCAGAGAGUCUGGCUUCCAAGACAAGGAGGAGCUGACCUGGGAGGAUUUCCACUUCAUGCUGAGGGACCAUGACAGUGAGCUCCGUUUCACGCAGCUCUGUAUUAAAGGUGUGGAAGUUCCUGAAGUCAUUAAGCAAGUAUGUCGGAGAGUCUCCUUCAUUAACCAGGAUACAAUAUGUACGACCCCGGGUAAAACUGCACAGAGCAGGGGUCAACUAGCCGAUGAGGAGACAAAGAAGAAAUUCAAGUGCCCGCCAUCUACAGACCCACCCCAGGAGGUCCGAAAGAGGUUCGGCAAAAAGCUGACAUCGUUCCAGCCCCGGCCCUUCACAGAAGCGCAUCGAGAGAAGUUGCAGAAAAGUCGUUGGCAUCUGACUGUCCAGCAAUUUAAGCGGUUCAUUGAGAACUACCGCAGGCAUAUCGCCUGUGCUGCUGUCUUCUACUUCAUCGCUGGCGGGCUGUUUCUGGAGAGGGCUUAUUUCUAUGCCUUUGCGGCACACCACAAGAGCAUCACAGACACCACCCAGGUGGGCAUCAUCUUGUCCCGAGGGACAGCAGCCAGCAUCUCCUUCAUGUUCUCCUACAUCUUACUCACCAUGUGCCGCAACCUUAUCACCUUCCUACGAGAGACCUUCCUUAACCGCUAUGUGCCCUUUGAUGCUGCGGUGGAUUUCCACCGAAUCGUUGCUGUCACAGCACUUGUGCUCACAGUUGUGCAUUCUUUGGGCCACGUGGUCAAUGUCUACUUGUUCUCCGUCAGCCCACUCAGUGUCCUGUCUUGUCUCUUCCCUGGGUUCUUCCGGGAUGAUGGGUCUGAAUUGCCUCAGAAAUUCUAUUGGUGGUUCUUCCAGACAGUUCCAGGCCUAACAGGAGUUGUGCUGCUCAUGGUCCUGGCUAUCAUGUAUGUCUUUGCUACCCACCACUUCCGUCGGCGCAGCUUCCGAGGCUUCUGGGUGACCCACCACCUCUACAUUUUGUUCUAUAUCCUGCUCAUUAUCCAUGGCAGCUUUGCCCUCAUCCAGCUGCCCCGCUUCCAUAUAUUCUUCCUGGUCCCAGCUCUUAUCUAUGGUGGGGACAAACUGGUGAGCCUGAGCCGGAAGAAGGUGGAAAUCAGUGUGGUGAAGGCUGAGCUUCUGCCCUCAGGUGUGACUCACCUUCAAUUCCAGCGGCCCCAGGGCUUUGAGUAUAAGUCAGGGCAGUGGGUACGUAUAGCCUGCCUGGCCCUGGGGACCACAGAAUACCAUCCAUUCACGCUCACCUCUGCACCCCACGAAGACACACUCAGCCUUCACAUCAGGGCUGUGGGACCCUGGACUACUCGACUCAGAGAGAUUUACUCACCCCCACCGGGUGCCAACAGUAUCAAAUACCCUAAGUUAUACCUGGAUGGGCCAUUUGGAGAGGGUCACCAAGAGUGGCACAAGUUUGAGGUGUCUGUGCUGGUGGGUGGGGGCAUUGGGGUCACCCCCUUUGCCUCCAUCCUCAAAGACCUGGUCUUCAAGUCAUCGGUAAGCUGCCAACUGCUCUGUAAAAAGAUCUACUUCAUCUGGGUGACGAGGACCCAAAGGCAGUUUGAGUGGCUGGCAGACAUCAUCCGGGAGAUAGAGGAGAAUGACCAGCAGGAGCUGGUGUCUGUGCACAUCUACAUCACUCAGCUGGCUGAGAAGUUUGAUCUCAGGACCACCAUGUUGUACAUCUGUGAGCGGCACUUCCAGAAGGUGCUGAACCGGAGUCUUUUCACCGGCCUGCGCUCCAUCACCCACUUUGGUCGGCCCCCCUUCGGCCCCUUCUUCAGCUCCCUGCAGGAGGUCCACCCACAUGUGCGGAAGAUUGGGGUAUUCAGCUGUGGCCCUCCCGGCAUGACCAAAAACGUGGAGAAGGCCUGUCAGCUCCUCAACCGGCAGGACCAGACUCACUUCUCCCAUCAUUAUGAGAACUUCUGA
Molecule: messenger RNA, 4653 nt
Organism: Trichosurus vulpecula (common brushtail)
Lineage: Eukaryota; Metazoa; Chordata; Mammalia; Diprotodontia; Phalangeridae
Product: dual oxidase 1-like
Exons: 34
Coding region: 1-4653 (1550 amino acids)
Biological process (GO): superoxide anion generation; response to oxidative stress; defense response
Cellular component (GO): NADPH oxidase complex; plasma membrane
Molecular function (GO): peroxidase activity; calcium ion binding; heme binding
Source: RefSeq, a predicted model, not a curated record